Ilex paraguariensis (yerba mate) is the source of this 258-nucleotide messenger RNA. The record is from the annotation of a GenBank genome assembly. Lineage: Eukaryota; Viridiplantae; Streptophyta; Magnoliopsida; Aquifoliales; Aquifoliaceae.
AUGGACAAAGUGGAUUUUGGGGCCCUUAGAGCUGUAAUAUUAGUUAUAGAUAGAGAAACGGGGAAACCAAAAGGUUACGGAUUUUGUGAAUACAAGGAUGAAGAAACAGCGCUAAGUGCUCGUCGCAAUCUUCAGGGAUACGAGAUCAAUGGUCGUCAAUUGCGUGUUGAUUUCGCUGAAAAUGAUAAAAAUUCUAACGGAAAUCGAGAACAGCUGUGUUUCUAUGUUGUUUCGUUGUCCAAUUUGAAGAGUAGAUAA